GUGGACGCUUGGCGUUGGCGCAUGCGUGCUGUGGGCGCUGGUGCGGGACAGCUGGCGCCGGCUGCAGCCGAGGGGGCUGGAUUCGGUGAGCAAGGCGGUGGCCGUGGCGGCCCGGAGCGCGCUACGCUGCAGGGAGCUGCUGUAGACGCUUCGUGCGAGGAAGAAGAAAGCUCCACCGCCGUCGGUCCCUUCCUCACUUUUGGAAAUGGCGGGUGAAAUCACAGAGACUGGGGACCUCUACUCUCCCUACGUCGGACUGGUGUACAUGUUCAACCUCAUCGUGGGCACCGGCGCGCUCACCAUGCCCAAGGCCUUCGCCUCCGCCGGGUGGCUUGUCAGCCUGGUCCUGCUGGUGUUCCUGGGCUUCAUGAGCUUCGUGACGACCACCUUCGUGGUGGAGGCCAUGGCCACCGCCAACGCGCAGCUCCACUGGAAGAGGAUGGAAAACCACCAGGAGGAGGAGGACGACAGCUCCUCCACAGCCUCCGACAGCGAUGGCCUGGCCCAGGACGGCUACGAGCGGGCGGAGACCCGGCCCAUCCUGUCCGUGCAGAGACGCGGCUCCGCGAACCUUUUUGAAAUCACAGACCGGGUGGAAAUGGGACAGAUGGCCUCCAUGUUCUUCAAUAAAGUGGGGGUCAACCUGUUCUACUUCUGCAUCAUCGUCUACCUGUACGGGGACCUGGCCAUCUACGCCGCGGCCGUGCCCUUCUCCCUCAUGCAGGUGUCCUGCGCCGCCACCGGCAACGACUCCUGCGGCGUGGAGGCCGACGCCAAGCACAACGACACGGACCAGUGCUGGGGGCCCCUGCGCCGGGUGGACGCCUACCGCAUCUACCUGGCUGUCUUCACCCUCCUCCUGGGACCCUUCACCUUCUUCGACGUCCAGAAGACCAAGUACCUGCAGAUCCUGACCUCCCUGAUGAGGUGGAUCGCCUUCGCCGUCAUGAUCGUGCUCGCCCUGGUCCGCAUCGGGCGCGGGCGCGGGGAGGGGCGCCCGCCGCUGGCCGACCUCUCCGGCGUCCGGAACCUGUUCGGCGUGUGCGUGUACUCCUUCAUGUGCCAGCACUCCCUGCCGUCCCUCGUCACGCCCGUGUCCUCCAAGCGCCACCUCACGCGCCUGGUCUUCCUGGACUACGUGCUGAUCCUCUGCUUCUACGGCCUCCUCUCCUUCACCGCCAUCUUCUGCUUCCGCGGCGACAGGCUCCUGGACAUGUACACCCUCAACUUCGCGGGCUGCGACGUGGUGGGCGUGGCCGCCGUGCGCUUCUUCCUGGGCCUCUUCCCGGUCUUCACCAUCAGCACCAACUUCCCCAUCAUCGCCGUGACCCUGCGCAACAACUGGAAGACCCUCUUCCACCGCGAGGGGGGCACGUACCCCUGGGUCGUGGACCGCGUGGUGUUCCCCGUCAUCACGCUGGUGCCCCCGGUGCUGGUGGCCUUCUGCACCCACGACCUGGAGUCUCUGGUGGGCAUCACGGGGGCCUACGCGGGCACCGGCAUCCAGUACGUCACCCCCGCCUUCCUGGUGUACUGCUGCCGCAAGGACGCCGCGCUGGCCUUCGGCCUGGGGACGGUCAACAAGCACAGGUCGCCCUUCCACCACACCUUCUGGGUGGGCUUUGUGCUGCUCUGGGCUUUCUCCUGCUUCUUCUUCGUCACCGCCAACAUCGUGCUCAGCGAGACCAAGCUCUGAGGGCAGGCGCGUCUGCUGACCCGGGGGGUGGGGCCAGCCGGGCCCCACCCUGUCCCUCCGCCCCCAGAGCCUGUGUCUGGUUGCCUCCCUGGGCUCCAUGGGCGGGCAAGGCCGGGCUCUUGGCG
Molecule: messenger RNA, 1821 nt
Organism: Phyllostomus hastatus (greater spear-nosed bat)
Lineage: Eukaryota; Metazoa; Chordata; Mammalia; Chiroptera; Phyllostomidae
Gene: SLC38A12
Product: transmembrane protein 104
Exons: 10
Coding region: 206-1696 (496 amino acids)
Source: RefSeq, a predicted model, not a curated record